Diabrotica balteata is the source of this 1862-nucleotide messenger RNA. The record is from the annotation of a GenBank genome assembly. NCBI's taxonomy places the organism in Eukaryota, Metazoa, Arthropoda, Insecta, Coleoptera, Chrysomelidae.
GCUCUUUAGACGUUUGACAGCACCAAAAUAAUCCAAUUUUAGGGAGUGAAAUUUUCAACAAUUUAAUCUGUAAACAUCCUUUUAAGUAAUAUCUGUUUUAAAUAAAAAAUAAUAAUAAAAUCAAAUAUGACUGCCCCUGCAGCCGGUGGUGACACAAAUAGAGGAAGAACUGUGGCAUAUAAGGACAAAAGUAAACCCGCUGAUGUUAGGACCAGUAAUAUUAACGCCGCAAAAGCUGUUUGCGAUGCUAUUCGUACAAGUCUUGGUCCUAGAGGAAUGGAUAAAAUGAUCCAGGCUGGAAAUGGUGAAGUGACAAUUACCAAUGAUGGAGCUACAAUCUUAAAGCAAAUAAAUGUCAUACACCCUGCUGCUAAAAUGUUGGUAGAAUUAUCAAGAGCCCAAGACAUUGAAGCAGGAGAUGGUACCACUUCUGUUGUUGUAAUUGCAGGAGCUUUGCUGGAUGCUGCAGAAAAGUUAUUACAAAGGGGAAUUCACCCAACAGCAAUAUCUGAAUCUUUCCAAAGAGCAGCACAGUUGGCCGUUGAAAUUUUAUCAGACAUUUCCACUCCAAUUGAAAUUACUAACAGAGAAUUGUUGAUUAAAAGUGCCUCCACUUCCCUAAACUCAAAAGUUGUUUCCCAACAUUCAAGCCUUUUGGGUCCACUUGCUGUAGAUGCAGUUCUUAAAAUUGUUGAACCUGGUAGGGAACAAGCUUGUAAUUUAUCAGAUAUCAAAGUUAUUAAGCAACUGGGAGGAACAGUAGAAGAUACUGAAUUAGUGGAAGGAAUUACUUUCCCACAAAGAUCUGCAAAUGUGUCUGGACCAAAAAGGAUUGAGAAAGCUAAAAUUGGUUUUAUCCAGUUCUGUAUUUCACCCCCAAAAACAGAUAUGGAUCACAAUGUCAUUGUGUCUGAUUAUGCUGCUAUGGAUAGAGUAUUAAAAGAAGAGAGAGCAUAUAUUUUAAAUAUCGUCAAGCAGAUAAAAAAAGCUGGAUGUAAUGUACUUUUGGUUCAAAAAUCAAUUUUGAGGGAUGCAGUUUCGGAUCUUGCCUUACACUUUUUGGAUAAAAUCAAGUGUAUGGUUAUUAAAGAUAUUGAAAGAGAAGAUGUCGAAUUUGUAUGUAAAUCUUUAGGAUGUCGUCCUAUUGCAUCUUUAGAUCAUUUUGUUGCUGAAAACUUGGUUACAGCUGAUUUAGUUGAAGAGGUUGGAGUGGCAGGAAAUAGAAUGGUCAAAAUUACAGGUGCACAAAAUGCAGGCAGGACAGUAACUCUACUGGUUAGAGGAUCCAACAAAUUGGUUCUUGAAGAGGCUGAUAGAUCUCUUCAUGAUGCUCUAUGUGUAAUUCGUUGCCUUGUUCGCAAGAAGGCACUUAUUGCCGGUGGAGGAGCACCUGAGAUUGAGGUGGCUCUUAAACUAGCUGCCAUGGCCAACAAACUGGACGGCAUUGAUGCUAUUUGUACAAGGGCCUAUGCUAAUGCCUUAGAGAUUAUACCAUUUACCUUGUCUGAAAACGCAGGACUGAAUCCCAUACAGACUGUCACUGAACUAAGAAACAGACAUGCCAAAGGGGAAACGUCUGCUGGAAUAAACGUUCGUAAAGGGGCUAUUACAGAUAUUCUCGAAGAAAAUGUUGUUCAACCACUUUUAGUUAGCACUUCAGCAUUGAGUUUAGCUACAGAAACUGUGAGAUCGAUCUUGAAAAUCGAUGAUAUUGUUAACACAUUCACAUAAGAUCUGCCACCUCCCAGUGAUCUAUUUUAACUUUCGAACACAUCUCAGCUUUAAUUUGUAUCAUGUAUUACGUAUUUUCAUAACGGUAUUUAAAAUCUUCAUUUUAUUACAUUACUAAACGUUUAUUUCUU